Molecule: messenger RNA, 519 nt
Organism: Sorghum bicolor (sorghum)
Lineage: Eukaryota; Viridiplantae; Streptophyta; Magnoliopsida; Poales; Poaceae
Exons: 2
Coding region: 1-519 (172 amino acids)
Source: RefSeq, a predicted model, not a curated record
AUGCAGAACGAUGGUGGAGUACACAACAACUGCUUCAACCUUGAUUGUGGAGGAUUCCACGUUCAACCAAGCCCGUACGCGCUUGGAGGCGCAUGGAACGGUGUCUCGCAGCUUGGAGGCGACAGAUUCACCAUACCGGAUCCUACGGAAGAGAAGUGGUGGGUGUCGGUGAAGGGGCACGACAUCGGGUACUACCCCGAGAGCGUGUUCGACACUCGGUUCCCGGAGGCGUUCUACGUGGAGAUGGGUGGGCGAGUGCUCAACACCAGGCCCGGCGGCAAGCACACCACUACGCCCAUGGGCAGCGGCAUGCCGCCGUGCGCCGGCUGGCGGUUCGCCGCCGAAGCCGGCAGCUACUACGCCGUCAACUACAACGGGGUGAUAUCUAACGACUGGGCCGACCGGACCGUGGUCACGACGCCGGGCUGCUACGAUGCCAAACCCCGGGGCUUUGACAAGAAUAAGGGUGGCUACUUCGUUCUCUUUGGAGGACCAGGAGGGAUCUACUGCGACAAAUAA